Molecule: messenger RNA, 243 nt
Organism: Mesorhabditis belari
Lineage: Eukaryota; Metazoa; Nematoda; Chromadorea; Rhabditida; Rhabditidae
Source: the annotation of a GenBank genome assembly
AUGUUUCAUUCACUUAUUCUUUCUAUUAUUGCUAUUCUCGGCUUUUGUGGAGCUCAAUUUCCAUCAAUUCAAAAUCAAAAUGGAAUGCAGCCUUGCACUGGCCUCCUUCAAUGUGGACUUGGGCGGAUCUGCUGUGUCCCAUUUCAACUCCCAACUUUGACAAUUCCAGCUCAAACACAACAGCAAAUCGGCGUCUGCCAAUCUCUUUACUGCCCAAUCGGUCAAGUUCCUAUUGUUGCUCUC